This is a messenger RNA of Mugil cephalus (flathead mullet), 931 nucleotides long. RefSeq names its product ankyrin repeat domain 49 (gene ankrd49). The record is from RefSeq and is a predicted model, not a curated record. The transcript has 3 exons. NCBI's taxonomy places the organism in Eukaryota, Metazoa, Chordata, Actinopteri, Mugiliformes, Mugilidae. Bases 38 to 733 code for a protein of 231 amino acids. Gene Ontology annotation, molecular function: protein binding.
GCUCGUUUGUUUAGGUGAGGGCGAAAUUUUGUCAGUGAUGGAGUUUUCAGAGGACUUCAACCAGCUUGAGCUUCUGGACUCACAUGGACACCUGAUUCCCAGAGGAGCCAGCAGCCUGUGGACCGGAAGCAAGGAUGAAGAGGAGGAGGAGGAGGAGGAGGAGGAGGACCACAGUGAGGAGUGGUAUCUGGAAAAGGAGGAAGCUCUCAAAGAUAAACCAAAGGAACUCAUUCUGUGGGCGGCAGAAAACAACCGCCUUUCAACACUCCACAGUUUGUUAAUUGCUGAUCCUUUGCUGGUGAACUGCUGUGAUGAGGACGGUUACACUCCACUGCACCGCGCAGCAUACAACGGACAUGUCGAAGUCGUUACUGCUCUCCUCGCUAACGGGUCUAAGGUCAACCGGCGCACCAUCGACGGCUGGACCCCCCUUCACAGCGCCUGCCGCUGGAGCCGCGUCACGGUGGCGCGUUGUCUCCUGCGGCACGGAGCUGAACUGAACGCCCAGACCAACGGCGGGCUCACGCCUCUGCACCUGGCUGCUUCCUACACGAGCGCCACGAAAACAGACUCCGCACAGACGCUGGAGCUCCUCCUGUCGCAGAGGCACCUGAGGCCGGGGCUCCGCAGCAGCAGCGGGGAGACGGCCAGUGAGGUGGCUCGACGUAGUGGCCCGCAUCACUUUCUGUUUGAGAUGGUGGAAGACUGUGUCUGUGUGGCUCCGCUCUCAUGAACAGUCAGCAUUAGGAUUGAAGCUAACACUGAGAUGUGUCCUUGAUCAACUUGGUGUCUAUAUUCUCUGUGAAUAGGGGGAAAUGGAGGGUAAAUGGAUUAUGUUGCAGAUAUGCCUGGGAAGACACAGGUGGACCUUUGCCUUUGUCAGUUGAAGCAUCAUAGUCAAUUUGGUCUAAAUAAAUAGAAACAGAAAUUG